This is a messenger RNA of Photinus pyralis (common eastern firefly), 768 nucleotides long. RefSeq names its product fibronectin type 3 and ankyrin repeat domains 1 protein (gene flip). Gene Ontology annotation, cellular component: cytoplasm. The record is from RefSeq and is a predicted model, not a curated record. The coding region runs from base 26 to 634 and encodes 202 amino acids. NCBI's taxonomy places the organism in Eukaryota, Metazoa, Arthropoda, Insecta, Coleoptera, Lampyridae. The transcript is spliced from 2 exons. Gene Ontology annotation, molecular function: protein binding.
AACAGAAACGCUUCAGUACUUUGUUAUGCACGUAACUAGAGCGAUUAAGUUUUCCAAAACGUCUGUUAUUCGUAAAAUUAUUACCAAUAGGCCGAUAUUACUAGAAACUGUUAAUAAAGAAGACAAAACUCCACUAAUUCAAGCUAUAGAGCAGGACGAUUUGCAAUUAGUCACUUUCUUGCUAAACAUCGGAGCUAACGUUAACAAUCCAACUCUAAUCACAAAAAGAACACCAUUAAUGGUUGCACUUUUUCUCCCAAAUAUGGGCAUAUGUAAACUUUUACUGAGCAAAGGUGCCAGCGUGUCUUCAGUCGACUGUAACCUCUUAACGGGGCUCCAUUACGCUGUAGAUUCUAAUAUCGCUGAUUAUGUUGAAUUAUGCUUGCAGCACAAGUUUAAUAUCAAUGCGGUUGAUAACAAAGGUUGGACCCCGUUACUGAGAGCUGUUGUUCUAGACUGUUCCGAUGACAUACUGUCGAUAUUGAUACGUAAUGGUGCAGAUAUUUCACUGAAAGACAAAGGCGGUUUUGAUUUUGAGGCACAUUUGAAGAUGAAUAAUAGAGACUUUUACAGAGAAUCAAAGGAAAUCGUUGAUGAUACUGUUACCAAGUUAAGUUUGGAAAGAAGCAAAUAAGCAAUGUGGUAAAAAUUUGUGUUACUAGAAUAAGAAAAGUAAAGGACAAUACCUCAAUCAUAUUACCACCUAAGUGCAUUCAAAAAACGUUUUCUGUUCUACAAAAAUGUUGAAACACCGUUUUACAAUACCUU